CAAAAGAAUUCGUGGCUACUCUAGCGGGCACUCUCUCCUUGAUCUCGCUCCGACUCCGCAGUCGUGUUGGCUAUUCUAGCGCUAGAGGGAUUGGCUUUGGGGGAAUCCCACCGCCGGGAGGAGCGCUUGUGGGGUGCAGGAGACGAGCUUCUUUGGCGAUGGAAACCAAUGCGUGUGUACACUACAACCACACCGAUCCCCACAGCAGCUCCAGAUGGACUGCCAGGGAGAGCUACCAGUAUAUGUAUGCAAGGCCGUGGCACAAGGUGCUGGCUUUCUAUUCCCAGUUGGUUCGCAGCGGUGACGGAGCUUCCUCCCUCUCAACUUUAUUCUUCUCCGAGAGACACAAUACUUACCAUGUAACUGAAGAAUUUCAAGUCUUUGAGGACACUAAGUUGGCAAAUGCUCCCAUUCGGGAUAGGAAGGGAAGAUGGGCUAGACUGACAUUUAAGAUUGUUGUUUCAUAUCAUGGGCCAUCUUUUGAUGGAUGGCAGAAGCAGCCUGGGCUGAACACUGUUCAAGGAUUGAUAGAGAAGGGCCUUGGGAGGUUUGUAGAUGACAAAAAAGCUCAACAGCUUAGAGACAGGUCUCUACCUGUUGAAGGUUGUGCUGUUGUUGCUGGGCGCACAGACAAAGGAGUCACUGCUCUUCAGCAAGUUUGUUCUUUUUAUACUUGGAGGAAGGAAGUUAAGUGUGGAGAAAUAGAGGAUGCCAUCAAUAAAUUAGCUCCUGGAAAGCUCAGAACUCUUCAUAUCACAGAGGUGCCACGUGUAUUUCAUCCAAAUUUUUCUGCCAAAUGGAGGCGAUAUUUCUACGUUUUCCCCCUCAAUGAGGAGGAAGAUGAAACAGACUUUAGUGUGAAGGACCUCACUUCCACUGCUGGUGGGGUAGACGAAGAGAAAGAAACCAUGCAAUUUGCUGAAGAGGAUUUUGGACACCUAAACAUGUUGGAUGGUGAUGAGGAUGAUAACAGGUAUAAUGCCUCGAGUAAGCCUAGAACCUUCAGCACAAGCAAGGUGAACAAACUACUUCGCCAGCUGGAAGGGAAGGCAUUAUCUUACAAAAUGUUUGCUCGGGAUACGAAGGCAUCCAGAAGCAUUGGACCACCGACAGAAUGUUUUAUGUUUCAUGCUCGAGCUACAGAGAGUAGAUUACCACAUGCCGAUGAGGCAUGUAAAGGACAAAGAGUGAUGUGUGUUGAACUGGUGGCAAAUCGCUUCUUACGGAAGAUGGUCCGGGUUCUUGUUGCAACAGCCAUAAGGGAAGCAGCGGCAGGUGCAGAUGACGAUGCUUUAUUGAAGCUGGUGGAUGCCACUUGCAGGCGAGCCACAGCACCACCAGCCCCUCCAGUUGGCCUUUGUUUAGUUGAUGUUGGUUACAGUGGAUUUAAUCAAGAUACUUGCCUGAUAAUAUAAUGUGGUAAAAAUGGACUUCAUAUUUUCAACCGCGUGUCACCUUUGGCUUGUAUUGUAUCUCCUUCCUGAUGUUUAUUGGGUUGUUUUGGUUGCAUAUCCCUGCACAAGGUGGAAUUGCUGAUAUGCUUCUGUAGAAAUCAUAUUUGCUUGUAUGCCCUUCAUCUUCUUUUCGUCCAUCUUGAAAAAGGGUGAAACCAAGAUAAAGAUCAAGGAUAAACCUAUCCAUUUAUAGAAUGUUUUUUAAUUUCACUUUUAA
This is a messenger RNA of Dioscorea cayenensis subsp. rotundata (Guinea yam), 1671 nucleotides long. Its product is annotated as tRNA pseudouridine synthase A. Gene Ontology annotation, biological process: tRNA pseudouridine synthesis. Gene Ontology annotation, molecular function: pseudouridine synthase activity; RNA binding. The coding region runs from base 159 to 1415 and encodes 418 amino acids. NCBI's taxonomy places the organism in Eukaryota, Viridiplantae, Streptophyta, Magnoliopsida, Dioscoreales, Dioscoreaceae. The transcript is spliced from 9 exons. The record is from RefSeq and is a predicted model, not a curated record.